Phoenix dactylifera (date palm) is the source of this 2048-nucleotide messenger RNA. Lineage: Eukaryota; Viridiplantae; Streptophyta; Magnoliopsida; Arecales; Arecaceae. The record is from RefSeq and is a predicted model, not a curated record.
AUGGCAUCAAUUUCUUCUUCAGCCCUCCCUCACGUAGCGAUUUUUCCCUUCAUGUCCAAAGGCCACACCAUCCCUGUCAUCCAUCUAGCCCACCUCUUCCGCCGCCGCCGCCGCCGCCUCGCCACCCUCACCUUCUUCACCACCCCUCUCAACGCUCCCUUCAUCCGCGACUCCCUCGCCGGCACCGAUGCUUCCGUCGUCGAGCUCCCCUUCCCGGAGAACGUCCCGACCCUCCCCCCUAGCAUCGAGAGAACCGAUCGCCUUCCCGACAUGUCCCUCCUCAUGCCUUUCAUCGACGCUCUGAGACCAGAGCCGAGACUACUCAAGUCGCACUUCGAGCAAGCCCUCGGGAACCUUCUUCCAGCUAUCAGCCUCCUGAUCUCCGGUCCCUUUCUCCCAUGGACCAACGAGUCUGCAUUAAAAUUUGGGAUUCCAAGGAUCUCGUUCUAUGGGUGUGCUAACUUUGCCAUUCUCAUCAAAACCAUCUGUGCCCGAGGCAUACUGCAAACAGGUCUCGACAACGAUCGCCAGCCCUUCAUGGUCCCCGGCUUCCCGCACCUCCGACUCACCAAAGCGGACGUCGGCAAGCCCUUCGAUGACCCCAACCCGCAGCAUCCUAUGUACGUGUUUGACGUAGAAGUAACGAAAGCCACAAACGAGAGCUAUGGAAUGGUUGCGAACAGCUUCUAUGAACUGGAGCCGGCCUACGUUGACCACUGGAACGACAACAUCGGACCCAAAGUCUGGUGCGUCGGACCGCUCUGCCUGGCCCGGCCGAAGGCCGAACCCGCCGAGCGGCGCUCCGAGUGGAUGGAAUGGCUGGACUCCAGAUCGGCCAUGAACCGGCCGGUGGUGUUCGUCGCGUUCGGGUCGCAGGCGGAGAUCUCGGUGCCACAGUUGAAGGAGAUCGCGGCCGGGUUGGAGCGGUCCGGUCUGGACUUCUUGUGGGUGGUUCGGGCCAAGGGGGUGGAUCUGGGGGAGGGGUUGGAGGAGAGGGUGGCCGAGAGGGGGAGGGUGGUGAGGGAGUGGGCGGACCAACUGGAGAUUCUGAGGCACGAGAUCGAGAGCGUCAGAGGGUUCGUGAGCCACUGCGGGUGGAACUCGGUGAUCGAGGGGAUUAGUGCCGGCGUGCCCCUCUUGGCGUGGCCCAUGAUAGCCGAGCAACCCACCAAUGCCAAGUUUGUGGCGGAUGAGCUGAGGAUUGGAUUGAGGAUUCGGGCGAGCGACGGCACUCGUGAUGGGUUGGUGAGGAGGGAGGAUGUGGAGCGGAUGGUGAGGGAGUUGAUGCUCGGAGAGAAAGGCAAGGAGGCAGCGGAGAACGUGAAGAGCUUGGCACAGGCGGCUAGGAUGGCGAUGGAAGGUGGAUCAUCUUGGCAAGAGCUGAAGCAGAUGAUUGAUGAAGUGUGUGCUAUCAGAAAGGCUGAAGUUUACCUGCCUCAGAGUUGAUGCCACAAUUCACUGUAUCUGAUUGGAAAGCUUCAGCAGGGGAGUCCACUAUAAGGAAAUGGAGGCACAUAUGCUUGGGAAAUUAAUGACCACCAUCCGCGCUUCCUUCCAUGUGCUCUGUCACCAGCUAUGGGUGUUAAAUCUCCACCAAAUGUCUUCCAUGGGAUCCUUUGAUUUGAAUUGUUCUUAACAACUUAAUUCUUAAUGGUUAGCCUUUUCUGAGUGAUGGUUAGAAUCUCCAAGGAGUGCUUCGACACCCUCCGUUAAGCUGCUGUUCCUGCGCAUGAGCUUCAAAGGAUAGCCGACUUGAGGCAUCACAAGGCACCUUGCCCUUCUUCCUUUUCUCCUCCUCAAAUGGGUCACUCCAAAUCCUCACUUUCUCGAUGGUCCUCAUGAUCUAAAGAAUGUUAAAGGUACAGAUGGUUUUAUCUCAUGGACCAAAAGUCCUUUUAGUCCCCGUCAUUCUCGUGUUAAGCUCCUUCAAACCUAAUCUACCAACAUAUCAAAGCUAACGGCAGCAUGAGAGAGAGUCAAAGAGUACUGGUAAUACAAACAUGCCAUUCUAGUCACUUGUUCAUUGAGGGCGAUCCACGAACCUUUAU